Molecule: messenger RNA, 2031 nt
Organism: Alternaria atra
Lineage: Eukaryota; Fungi; Ascomycota; Dothideomycetes; Pleosporales; Pleosporaceae
Exons: 3
Coding region: 1-2031 (676 amino acids)
Source: RefSeq, a predicted model, not a curated record
AUGCGCAGUUCUAUUUUUUACCUACUAGCGCCCCUCCUGACCCGCGCUGCCGAUGUGAAGAUGGUUGGUCUGGGGUACAGAGGAGGAGAAGCGGUGCAAGCAGGCCAGGACAUCACCCUCACCAUCACAAAUGCGACCGAAGCUGGAAGUGGAUACCCUGGGAAAAAAGCAACGCACUUUAGGAUUACUAUCUGGAAUUCUAUCUAUAUGUGGAACAUGUGUAGUCUUACAGGAAUACUUCCAGCCAAGGACGGCAACGUUACAGUAACCAUUCCACCUGGAAUGGGUCCGUCAGGGAUGUACUAUGAAAUUGGCGCUGAUGGAUAUUCGAAUCCGACCAACGAGUCGUGGAUGAACAUCAUCAGUGGAAAGAACACUCCAUUUAUUUACCUUGCCGGCGGGAAAGGUUCCUGGAUCCCCGCUGAAACAACGCCAGAACUCAAAUAUCAGGGACUUGUUGGCUUCGAAAACGCAGAUAUCCCAUGCAAUAGCUAUCCAUGUGCGCAGAGGUGCGCAGCGAAGUACUUUCCGCUCACCAGCGGCUGGCAGGAGGGAUCUGACUGGAUCAAUUGCCUCACUGCUUGUGAAGGCGUUACCAUCAAUACUAGCAACGACGAAACAAAAAGUCCAGUUGAAAUCGCUGUAAACUCAGCCUUGGCGACGCCAAACCAAGCGUCUAAGCGGGAAGGUGGGAGGACAAACAUCUCCUGGUCGCCUGAUGGCCAGCUGCUCGAGAUCAACGGAUCCCAGAUCACCCUAGCACAGUUACGCUUUACGGUGCACUCUCUUCUGGAUAGGAUCGAUUGGGAAGCACGCGAGCUGAUGUUUCACUGGUGGCCUGAUGUCGAUUUGCGUGGAAUCAAAGACGAACUCAUAAGUUAUCGAUGGGGCUAUUCAUUUCUAGCGGAGCCUCAGAACAAUCUACAGAUGAGCUUUAAGCAUCUUCACCGUCGAGCGUUCUCUCCUCGAGAAGGGAGGCUAGCACUGCAGGGCGCUGGAUGCAAGCGAGCGCUGGCGUAUCUGCAGAGAUGUGAUGAUCUUACUCGACUCCUUUUUGCGGGAACCUCCAUGACUAAUGGCAUGCCCGCCAGGGGCGAGGAGCUCCGCAUUAUACGCUGGGCGAAUACUGUUGCUGUACAACGCAACAUCGUGAUACAUAAGGGACGCAUCAUGCUACUUUUCGCUUACAACAAAGUGUCCACGACAGUAAAUCACUCGUUCUACAUCGUUUGGGUACCUUGUCCCACAGUAGAGCGAGCUCUGUUCCUAUACCUUGCCUAUAUAAGGCCUUUCACCGACUUCCUCCUCCGGCAAUUGAAGCUCGUCGAUGCGGAAACAAAGACGAAUCUGCAGCUGUUUGGCUUGAGCUGUCAUCCCACAGGUUGCUUUAGUGCCACUGACUGCUCGAAGAGCUUAGAGCAGGCUACGCCAGACUGUCCUAUUCGACUUCAGCUAAGCAUUUAUCGGCACGUCGCUGUUGCCAUGAGCAAGAAGCACACUCCGACAUUGCUGGAGCCAUUCGACCCGAACAUCCCAAAGGACCGGAAUGACUUCCUUCAUCUAUUGGCCUUUCAGACGGGCCACCCCCCUUCUGUUCAUGCAACUGCUUACGCUCUCGAAAGAGGUUAUCCAGCUAGACUGCAGCCAGAGCUAAUCGACCGCUACUUCGAAAACAGCUUCAUCUGGCAUCGAUUUCUGGAGAUCACUAAGGAGAGACCUAUAGACAAAGAACUAAAUACGGGCACGUUAGAUCAACGGAUACAAAAGGUGAUGACGCCAACAACCAAGCCGGCACGUCACGCAGCAGAUGUCGGAGUGCCAGACGAGGAACCCGUCGUGCUGGGUAGCAGAGACCAAGAAAUAGCAGAGGCAAGACCGCUUGAAAGGAGACCGCUGCGACGAAGCAAGUGCAGGCUGAGCAGCGACCCAUGUUACUUGCAUCAGAAUCAGAGCGUAUCACGUUUAAUUGGACCAAGGAAAGAGGAACUAGCCGUAGCUACAAGUGCAGUAGUAGCAGAUAUACAAGGAUGA